Nematostella vectensis (starlet sea anemone) is the source of this 1580-nucleotide messenger RNA. RefSeq lists its product as uncharacterized. The transcript has 2 exons. NCBI's taxonomy places the organism in Eukaryota, Metazoa, Cnidaria, Anthozoa, Actiniaria, Edwardsiidae. The record is from RefSeq and is a predicted model, not a curated record. The coding region runs from base 54 to 467 and encodes 137 amino acids.
UGCGAGAGUAAAAUAGGUUGACUUGUAUAUUCUGCGCACGGGAGCCAGGUACCAUGUCUGCGUUCCCUGCCUUAAUCGUAAUCCUCUAUUUAGUGCUCGCGAUCAAAGCAGAAUUCAUUUUAGAAGACGACGAAUUUUCUUUUAGGAAUUUCCUUCCAAGCUUUCCCGAUCGAAAUUUCGUGAAGACCGGGGCAGUCCUAUCAGAGAAAAGCUCUAAAGAUUUCAGUAAUUGUCACAUCGCCUGCCUUGAUAAUGUCGAGUGUUUUGCCGUGAACUUCAUUCAAGAAAAUUCGAAAGACCCUCUCUGUCAGCUGUUGAACGAUGGGAACUCGGACUAUGAGGACUAUCUUGAAGAAAAAGAAGGCGGCUCCUACUCACGCGUUAAGACUUCCUGUGAGCCUAAUCCCUGCUUGCAUGACUCUGUUUGUUCACCAAGCGCAGAUGGGCGUAACUUCUCGUGCAACUGACGGGUCCUGCGUACUUUGGGCGGUACUGUCAGGGUGGGCCACGAUACCACGUGAUGCAAUAGAUUGCAUGCACUCGAAAGAAAUCAGCGAUAGCGCCGUGUUGCCUUAUACUAAGAAGAAUAAGUAAAGUUUAUCAAAGCGAUAACGGUAGGAAUGUAUCUUCUCUAGGUCGUAUUUGUGCAAACUUUGAUUUUGAGGACGGUUAUCUAACGGGAUGGAUUCAAGAAGGCACUGCUUUCAGAAACCAACCAACUUAUGGUGAUAUUCCCAUCAUACGAGGCUCGUCUAAUCUAAUCUCUAUGGCAACUGGUUUGUCGGGACAUACGAGAAUCGACAGAGCCCUUUGUACCCAGUAGGUGGCCAACAAGGCGAUGCGCCAACCGGAAAAUUGACGUCACCGCCGUUCGUCAUUCAAGGUCCAACUCUCAAGUUUCUUGUUGGAGGCGGGGCAAGAAACACAAAUUUUCAGCACGCGGAGCUUCUGAUUGGUGGAAUCGUCGUUGUCAGUGAGACGACCAACCCUGAGAGUGAAGGAAUGAUCGAGAAGAGCUGGAACGUGAGUGAGCUCAUUGGCAAGACAGCACGCCUUCGAGUUGUGGAUGAUGGAGAUGGAAAGUGUGGUCACAUUAAUUUUGAUUAUUUUCGUGACGAGACUUGUGCCGGUCCUUAGAACCGCCCCACAAAACACUGUAGGGACAAGAACUGCAUUAAGCUCUUAGUUACGUAUUCAUGCAUGUUCUCUAAACUUUCCGAAGCAGAUCUGACUUCUCGUAACGCAUGAUAUUUGCAUUAAGUAGCUUGGUGGGUGUUGCAUUUAAUAGGUUGCUUAUAUUAUUAUGGUAUGUUAUAAAGUGGUAUUCGAGUUUUAUUCUUCACCGUAUUCUAAUUAUAACCACAUGAAAUAAGUGAAGUGAAAUACAAAUAAUGGCGCUUUUCCAUGAAAAAUAGAAAGUUGCAAAUAACAAUUUGCUUUUAAUCAAUUUAAUCAGUAAAUUUUCUAGUUAAUGUAAACUAUUUUUUAUGUAAUAGGUAAGAACUGCACCCCUUUCGGGAAGUUUGUUGUAAAAUAAAAAGGUUGUAAAAUAUUUAAAUAAAAAAAACACCCACAAAAAA